AUGGCACCCAGCCUCCCUCCCUCUGGCCGCCGCGCCCAACCUCAUCUGGUCGCCAAGCCCAGCCUCCCUCCCCCGCUGUGGCCAGCCUCCCUCCCGCCGCCGCGCCCAGACUCCCUGUCGCUGCCGCGCCCAACCUCCCUCCCUGGCGUGCCCAGCAUCCCUCCCUCCGCUGCUACUCCACAUCGGCUUCACCAGCCGCCGCCGCCUACUUUGACCGCCCCACUGCCCGGGUCGCCGCACCGGCUCCACCGGCCCCUACAGCACGCCACUGAUCUUAGUAUCCCUGGAGAUGGAAGAAAGAAAGACAGGUUCAUGGUAAACCCUGGUAAAAAUAUUCGUGUGAGGUCAGCAAGUGGCGGCCUGAUUAAGACUGCUACAACACUUUGA
Molecule: messenger RNA, 387 nt
Organism: Aegilops tauschii subsp. strangulata
Lineage: Eukaryota; Viridiplantae; Streptophyta; Magnoliopsida; Poales; Poaceae
Source: RefSeq, a predicted model, not a curated record